GCGAUGCUGGGACUCCUCCUCGCUUUCCCCUACCUGCUGCUCCUCUCGCUCUUGGGCCCCAGCUCUGGCUCCGAUGACGAUGGCACCGUGGUGCUCACCACCAGUGGCCCCAUCCGGGGCAAGCUCCUCCAGGUCGGCUCCAGCACAGUGACGGCCUUCCUGGGCAUCCCCUACGCUGAGCCCCCCGUGGGAGCCUUGCGCUUUCAGAAGCCAAUACCCCACCAGCCCUGGGGCCAGAUCCUGGAGGCCACCAGCUUCAGCAAUGACUGCCUGCAGUCUCCACUUACUGGUUACCCUGAGGCAGAAACAUGGACACCCAAAAUGCCACAGUCCGAGGACUGCCUCUUCCUAAACAUCUGGGUGCCCCAUCCCCGGCCCAAUGAUAUGUUCCCCAUGAUUGUCUGGAUCCAUGGCGGGGGGUUCUUCUCAGGUGCAGCCUCCCUCGACGUCCAUGAUGGGCGCUUGUUAGCCGCCACCGGAAACAUGAUCGUGGCCUCCAUGAACUACCAGCUGGGGGCACUGGGCUUCCUGUCCCUGCCCCCGGCCGUCCCGGGGAACACCGGCCUGUGGGACCAGCGACUGGCGAUGUGCUGGCUGUGUAAGAACGCAGCUGCCUUCAGUGGAGACCCAGCCAGCUUCCUCCUUUUCGGCCUGGGCACUGGGGCUGCAUCACUUAGCUUCCACCACCUCUCCCCAGGAAGCCGGCCCCUCUUCACCCACGCAGCGCUGCAGAGCAGAGCCCCAAACGCACCAUGGGCUUGGAUUUCACUCAAAGAGGCCCAAGAGAGAGGCCAGAGGCUGGGCCAUCUGCUGGGCUGCGGAGACACGGCCCUGGUGGGCUGCCUGCAGGGGAAGGAAGCAAGGGAGUUCCCCAAACACCAGUUCUCUGUGUUGCUCCACAAGGACCUGCUGGCGUUCCCCUUUGUGCCGACACCAGACUGGGAUUUCCUCCCUGAUACACCACCAAGACUCCUGCAGGCCAGACACAACCAGCCUAUGCCCAUCGUGGCCGGUUUCACCGCCAAUGAAGGCUCCUACAUGCUUAUCUAUGGUGCUCCCAACCUCAACCUGGAGAACGCCAGCAAUGUUGGCUGGGAGGAGCUGCUGCAGGUGGUGAGGCUGAUGGUGCCAGAAGCCCCAGAAUUGGCCAUCCGAGCCGUGGCAGAGCGGUACUGCAAGGAAGGGGAGGGGCAGGGCGAGGCACGAGACCGAUGGGCCAUGGAUCAAAUUGCUGGCGACUACCCUUUUGUGUGCCCGGUAGCCGAGGUGGCUAGGCGAGAGGCAGAGGCCCGAAGUCCUGUGUACGCCUACUACUUCACCCACCGCACGAGCGGCUUAUCUACACCUGAGUGGACAGGGGUGCCAUACGGCUCUGGGCUGCCCUACCUGUUCGGGACCCUGGCGUCCGUGGGAGAAGCCAACCACACACACACGGAGGCCGAGGCAACGAUGAGCCAAACGAUGAUGCAGUACUGCGGGAAGUUUGCCGGGAGCAAGUAA
This is a messenger RNA of Caretta caretta (loggerhead turtle), 1500 nucleotides long. NCBI's taxonomy places the organism in Eukaryota, Metazoa, Chordata, Testudines, Cheloniidae. The record is from RefSeq and is a predicted model, not a curated record.